CAUAAGUAAAACAUAAGAAACUUGCUGUUAAAAACAAAAAUUUAUCAAAAUGAAAAUAAAGCUCAUUGACUCCGUUGUGCGAAGCUUUAAGGUGGCCAAGAUAUUUCGCGAGAACACAGAUAAAAUCAACGCCAUCGACUUUGCACCAAAUGGCGAGCAUCUAAUCUCCUGCAGCGAGGAUGACCAAAUUGUUAUAUACGAUUGCGAGAAAGGUACCCAGUCCAGGACGGUGAACUCGAAGAAGUAUGGUGUGGAUCUCAUUCACUUUACACAUGCAAACAAUACGGCAAUACACAGUUCGACAAAGGUGGACGAUACGAUCAGAUAUCUUAGCUUGCACGACAACAAGUACUUGCGCUAUUUUCCCGGGCACACAAAGAAGGUGAUUUCGCUGUGCAUUUCGCCGGUGGAGGAUACUUUUCUGUCCGGUUCACUGGACAAGACGCUGCGCCUGUGGGACUUGCGUUCACCAAAUUGUCAGGGCCUGAUGCAUUUGUCCGGUCGCCCCAUUGCAGCCUACGAUCCCGAGGGUCUGAUCUUUGCCGCCGGCGUCAAUUCGGAGAGCAUUAAAUUAUACGAUUUGCGCUCGUUUGAUAAGGGACCCUUUGUCACUUUCAAGCUCAACCAGGAGAAGGAGUGCGACUGGACGGGAUUGAAAUUUUCGCGCGAUGGCAAAACAAUAUUGAUCAGUACGAACGGUUCGGUUAUACGUCUUGUUGAUGCCUUCCAUGGGACUCCGUUGCAGACAUUUACGGGCUAUCCGAACAACAAGGGUAUUGCUAUCGAGGCGAGCUUCAGUCCGGACUCACAGUUCAUCUUCUCCGGCAGCACCGAUGGCCGUGUGCACAUCUGGAACGCGGACACCGGUAACAAGGUCUCUGUGCUGAAUGGCGAUCAUCCCGGUCCUGUGCAGUGUGUGCAGUUCAAUCCCAAAUACAUGAUGCUCGCCUCGGCAUGCACGAACAUGGCCUUCUGGCUGCCCACCUCCGAGGAGGGUCUUUAGAGUACAUAGUCUUAUAUAUUUUGGUAUAUUUAAGUAAACAAUUAAUACUAAA
Drosophila grimshawi is the source of this 1055-nucleotide messenger RNA. It is a transcript of the gene Wdr82, whose product is annotated as WD repeat-containing protein 82. Gene Ontology annotation, cellular component: Set1C/COMPASS complex. Gene Ontology annotation, molecular function: chromatin binding; protein binding. The transcript has a single exon. The record is from RefSeq and is a predicted model, not a curated record. The coding region runs from base 50 to 1003 and encodes 317 amino acids. NCBI's taxonomy places the organism in Eukaryota, Metazoa, Arthropoda, Insecta, Diptera, Drosophilidae.